CGCACUCGAUCGCCAGUUUCGUGGUGCGUCGGUAUCGUGUAUUGGUGUGUGCCUAGUCACUGGAAAGCGGGACGGUGCGUGAACGCGAAGCUGAGAAGGCUUAUGAGGCGUCCAAGAAUUGAAGACGUUGGAAACGUCGCAUCAGACGAGAUGCUGAAGUCGGGCCAUCGUGUUCUCGGUGCGGCUAGCUCUGCGGGCGAAGCCAGUACCGCCAGGUUCUUCGGUUUCCCCCAAGACGACAGGGCUGUGUUGCCAGGGUCAAGGCGUCAGGUCCAAAAAUACACUGCUCCAGCGGACGCCCGCAAAACUAUCCGGUUGCUGAGGGUCGGCCAUUUUUCUGCUGAGCGGCGCUGCACACGGUUCCCAACUUGUCCUUCAGGACGUGGCACUCGCGGCAUCGGUUGGCUCCUACGUACGAGUGGGUGA
Dermacentor silvarum is the source of this 426-nucleotide messenger RNA. RefSeq lists its product as uncharacterized. The coding region runs from base 103 to 426 and encodes 107 amino acids. The transcript has 4 exons. The record is from RefSeq and is a predicted model, not a curated record. NCBI's taxonomy places the organism in Eukaryota, Metazoa, Arthropoda, Arachnida, Ixodida, Ixodidae.